Molecule: messenger RNA, 5622 nt
Organism: Crotalus tigris (Tiger rattlesnake)
Lineage: Eukaryota; Metazoa; Chordata; Lepidosauria; Squamata; Viperidae
Gene: MAPK1
Product: mitogen-activated protein kinase 1
Exons: 9
Coding region: 249-1355 (368 amino acids)
Biological process (GO): protein phosphorylation; intracellular signal transduction
Cellular component (GO): cytoplasm; nucleus
Molecular function (GO): ATP binding; MAP kinase activity
Source: RefSeq, a predicted model, not a curated record
GGGCUAGGCCCCGCCCUGCUUCCCUCAGCCGCCUGCCUCAGAGGGCGGCUGGCGGGGUUGCGCGGCGGCCGCGGUUUGUUCGGUGUGUGCGUCGCCUCCCUCCGGCAGCCCUUCUUCUUUCGCCUCGCCCGGCCGAAGCGAGCCGCGGAGGGCGGAGGGCGACUUCCCGCCUCCUUUCGUUCUGCUCGGCCGCCGAUCGGUGCCCCCCCCUUCUCCCCUCAGCCUCGCCUCCCCUCACGGAGAACAACAUGGCGGCGGUGUCGGGGGCCGGCGCGGGCAGCUGUGGGAGCCCUGCCGGGGUUCCGGAGAUGGUGCGCGGGCAGGUCUUCGACGUGGGGCCUCGCUACACCAACCUCUCCUAUAUCGGGGAAGGGGCUUACGGGAUGGUCUGUUCAGCCUAUGAUAAUUUGAACAGAGUUCGGGUGGCGAUAAAGAAAAUCAGCCCUUUUGAACACCAGACUUACUGUCAAAGAACCCUAAGAGAGAUCAAAAUCCUGUUGCGUUUCAAGCAUGAAAAUAUUAUUGGAAUCAAUGACAUCAUUCGGGCUCCAACUAUUGAUCAAAUGAAAGAUGUCUACAUUGUGCAAGAUCUCAUGGAAACGGAUCUCUACAAACUCUUAAAAACUCAACAUCUCAGCAAUGAUCACAUUUGUUAUUUCCUUUAUCAAAUUCUGAGGGGACUGAAAUACAUCCAUUCAGCCAAUGUAUUGCACAGGGACCUCAAACCAUCCAACUUGUUGCUAAACACUACUUGUGAUCUCAAGAUAUGUGACUUUGGUUUGGCUCGUGUGGCAGACCCAGAUCAUGACCACACUGGCUUCCUAACAGAAUACGUAGCUACGCGUUGGUACAGAGCUCCUGAAAUUAUGUUGAAUUCUAAGGGUUAUACCAAAUCUAUUGAUAUUUGGUCUGUAGGCUGUAUUCUGGCAGAGAUGCUAUCAAACAGACCCAUCUUCCCAGGAAAACAUUACCUUGAUCAGCUCAACCACAUUCUUGGAAUUCUUGGGUCUCCUUCCCAAGAAGACUUGAACUGUAUAAUCAACGCGAAAGCGAGAAAUUAUUUGCUUUCUCUACCAUAUAAAAAUAAGGUUCCCUGGAACAGAUUAUUUCCAAAUGCUGAUCCCAAAGCUCUUGAUCUGUUGGAUAAAAUGUUGACUUUCAACCCUCACAAGAGAAUUGAAGUGGAAGAAGCUUUGGCUCACCCCUACCUAGAACAAUAUUACGAUCCCAGUGAUGAGCCUGUCGCUGAAGCGCCUUUCAAAUUUGAUAUGGAGCUGGACGACUUGCCGAAGGAAAAACUGAAAGAACUAAUCUUUGAGGAAACUGCUAGAUUCCAGCCAGGAUACAGAUCCUAAACGGCAUAAGGGAUAAAGGAAUUUAAGGGCUGGGCACACUCUCCGUAGACGUUCUCUUCCUGGUUCUUUCUUUACGGUCAUAUGACGUGGCCUCCUUCAGUUUAUCCACUAACAUUUCAAGCCAUUCAGGGAGACCAUUUCUAUGGUAGUCCUGGCUUUCUAUAUGUCUUCAACUGAUUAUUUAUGCCUGAAGAAUCGUUACCAAUACUCCUGCGUGUAAAACCUACCCUCCUGGUCUUUUGCAGGUACUGUCUUUCUCUUAUCAACACACACCACCCCUAGAUGACAACCAUGGGUUUAAACCACGUCCCUUUCUGGUUUGAAAGAUGCAGUGUUGGUCUCUGAUCUUUAGGAGAGCAGACGAUUUUAUACUUUAUAAUCCUUUUCGUUUUCUAGAUUUUUGUAACGGCGUUUUGAGAGAGAGAAAAAAUAAUAAUUAAGGAACAUUGAGGGCACUUUAAGUCGAGGGCAUUCGCCAGAACUUUUUGCACUUCUUUAAGCUUGCCAUGUUGACUGGCAUGCACAGUACGAGAGGACAGAUCCAAGCAUACACUGUAUUUAUACUUUCAACUCCCUCAUUCCUACCCUGGGGCAUAAAUUAAGGCAGGUCACUUCAACGCUGAGACGUUUUGGCAAACGAUGCAGGAGGAGAAAAAAAACCCCAUGGCCCUUCUUUCUCCCACUUUAAGAGGUCAUGGUACUUGUGCAAUCUUAACUUUAAAUGGUACACCUGAUUUCUAAUGCCACCUUUACAAGAUGCAUCUGCUUACCUAGAAGCUGGUCUCGUUAUUUCAGCCGGACUUAGAGCUUCAAUUGGUUUCAACGCAGCAAAAAUAGCUUAGAACGAAAUCUGGUAUUUGAUGGGUUUCUUUCCUGGAAAUGCAUCCAGGGGGUAAUAUGUAUUAGCAGAGAAACAUUUGUGGAUACUGUUAAACUCCACCCAAAUAAUGAAGAAUCCUCACUUGGUACCUUUCUUUUAAAUGCAUGUGGUGGGCUCUGAAAAAAAAAAAAAAAGGAACACUGCAUCUUUAAAAUAAGAAAGUGAGAACAACCUAUUUCUUUAGCAUGUUAGCAUUUCGCGUUUAUUUCCUGUAACGUUCCCCCUUUUCCCAAAGGCUUUCAGAAUUUAUAGCUCUGGACCUCUUGUUCAGUCAGCUGAUGUAAGUUGCGUAAUCGGGAACGCUGACCCAGGCCCACAAAAUGAACCUGCCACUUGUUUCAUCAAUACUCUGCCUUUUUUUUUUUUUUUAAUGAUAGCUCUUCAAGUAUUUGUUUCUGAAACUGUACAGUGUGGAAUUUACUAGAUGUUAUGUUCCAGUGCGGUGCCUCAUUGACAACUUUUUUCCCCACUGCUGUGUGGUGAGAAAUGUUAACCUUGUUUUAAAAUGAUGACUGUGUCCUCGCAUGACUGUUAAAAGCUUUCUGUGCACAGAUGAUUGUCUUAAGUGCCACAUAGCUGGAGCUGAAACAAAAAAAAAAGUUACCUCUAAUUACGCUCAAUGAAAUUCUCCCCAGCAAAGAGAACGUUUCAUUGGGAGAAUAAGUGUGUUUUUAGCUGUUCCAUCUUUUUUGCUCUGUUGUGUUUUUGGUAGCAGUGCCCUUGUUAUGAAUCAAAAUUUUAAAACUCUGUUUUGUAUAUUUACCUUUUCUUUUUCAAAUAAUUUUGUUUGCCUUCUGAAGAACGUUUUGAUGGGAGUCUUGCUAUUUUAGUCUUGGGAUGACUUGCAUUUAAUUUUACUUCCUGCAAGAGUGAGAAAGUCUUUGGGGUGGAUUCUUGGCGGGCCAGUCAUUGUAUAUAUAUGCUGAAAUGAAUAAUAUUUUUUUUCUGUUAAGGAAGUAAUGUGGCAUUAUGGUUCUCAGCUUGAUUCACAGUUAAAUAAUUCAUUUCUCUGGUCCAAAUUUCCAUUGAGCUCAGUGAGACUGUUGGUUAGGAAAUUAGAAUUAUAGUUUUGGUCACUUUAAGUGCAUCCAAAGUUGCAUAAGGUGUAUAUCAAAGUUUAUAUUACGUGUUUACAGAUGACAACAUUUUACAUUCAUGCAUAAGCAAUCAGCCUGCUAAACCAAACUUAAUAAAUGUGUGUCUCUGAAAGUUGCUUUCUGUAAACUGUCAUGGAAUCAGCAAAAAGCAUAUAUUGAGAAUAUUGUUGGAAAAGGUUUGACUGGCCCCAGGUUCUCUGCAACUUCCUAUGGCUGUUCAGACCUGUCCUAGAUCUGUUUUUAAUUUUUUUUUAAACGGUUUACCAUAAUGACAGCAGUUGUUGAGCUGUUCUUGGGGCUCAGCUCACAUCCUUAUUGCAACAUUAAUUUGGUGAUUUUAGACUGUUACAACAAGUCUCUAGAGUGAAACAACCCAGCAGUUUUUGUUACAAGAACUGAAAGUUUUAUUGACUUUGUUUAUUAUGUUUUGUACUAUCCUCUUCACCUGCAGUUUACAAUUGGGCAAAGGAAGCUACAGACAAAACAUACUAAAAUCUGCUUUGAGAUGUUCUUUCUCUCUGUCAAUUGACUUCUGUUCUUUCUCUCUGUCAAUUGACUAACUGUUCAUUAAAAGCAGAUCUUUUGACAGAAUAGAAUGUCUUUUUUAAAGAAAUGCUUCUAUCGGUACAGUUAUAAUACAUUAUUUCUUAUGCCAUAUUUAAUAGAAAUUACAUUAUCGAUAAAGAAUAUGCAAUCAUCUUCAUGACUGUUCAAAAAGCUUUGAUAUAUGGAAAUAGGGAAUGUAGCGAUAUAUUGGACCUAAUAUGAAUUGAAUGGACGUCUGCUGCCAUUUACAAAAUACUUUGGAUAACGUGUUUGAGACUAUGCAGAUCAAUUUGGCAAAAUGGAAGACCCUUUGAUGCAGAUCCUUCAUGGAAUUCCACCAGCCACAUGAUAUAUAAGCAGUCCAAACCUAGUUUUAAAAGUAACCCCCCUUAAACAGAUUUGAGAACACAAUUCCCAGAGUUCCUUGCAACUAUGUUAGCCCUUUUAGGAGUUCUUGUUGUACCGCAGUGUCAGGAAUAUGGCUGGGUGUAUCUUAAUUCAGGGGUCUCCAAACCUGGCAAUUUUAAGACCUGUGGAUUUCAACUCCCAGAAUUCUCCAGUCAAGCAAUUCUGGGAGUUGAAGUCCACGAAUCUUAAAAGUUCCCAAGUUUGAGAACGUUGCCGUAACUGGUUAUGAUUGAUUGUGCUUUAGUAAUGGAAAGCAGUAUGUAAAACAAGUGGAACCUCUAACUGGCGGUAUAUUCCCCCAAACGGUUUUGCGGAAAUACUUCUCAUCCCCUGCUAAUUUUAGAGCCUAAAUGUUGGAACUUUGAGAUAUAUGCACACCUUGUAUAUUGCCCGCAAACUAUAGCACAUCCCUAUAUCAGGCACUUUGCUAUAGCAUACUCGGAUCACUGCAAGGAACCACAGGGAUAUUUUCAAUCUCUUAAGGCUAAAUUGGUUCCUGCGGAUGAAAUGAGCUCAGGUGGGGCAGACCUAAGAUAAUACUUCCAGCCAACCAUGUUUUGAGGUAAUUCUCAGUUCAACAGCAAGUUUAGCAUCAAAGGUUCAUGUUUACGCCUCAAAGGAAGUUCGGCUUUAGAUUUUGAGGAAGCAUUUUUUCCGAGAAUUACAAAACGUUACGGGAGUUGUCCCCAGCUCUUUGGUUUGUCGUCUCUCGAAAUCCUCCAUCCAGCUAGCUUGUUGCCAAGAAUCUGAAGAGCACCCAGGUUAGGGAAGUUGGGAUUGAAUUACUGAAGCCUUGAAGAAGACCCAUCAUCAUGUCAAGUUUGGACAAAAACUGGAAGAAACGGUACCCUCUGAGAACACGCAAAGGUUGCGACAAGUCGGUUGACUCUUUUUGCCUUUUCUCGUGGCGUGUCAGUGUAUAACGCACUCCUAAGGAAAUAACGUUGCGCUUUUAUAUCGCUUUGUACUGUUGGUGCCUUAGUCAUGUAUCCCAGGCCGCCUGCAUAGCUAGUUUUAAUGAAUGGUUAAUUUAAAAAAUCCAGAAAUGAAAAACAGAAUUUUAUAAAGGGUUUCCUGUUAUGUUACCCGACGACACAAAACAUUUCUUAUCGUGUGACAAAAUUUGUGAUUUGGUUCUUAUGCUAUGUAUAGAAUUAUUGUAAGUAGAAAAAGUUUAUAUUUUUUUGUCUUACUUCUGUUGUAAGCGUAUGUGCUUUUUUUUUUUUUUAAAGAAAAAAAAUGGAACAGUUAAUGUCUUGUUAGUACAUGCCAUCAGAUACUUGUAAAAACAAAUGUGAAGGAACUCAUUAAAUUUGAUCCUGGAUUACUAAAGCAA